Molecule: messenger RNA, 699 nt
Organism: Nicotiana attenuata
Lineage: Eukaryota; Viridiplantae; Streptophyta; Magnoliopsida; Solanales; Solanaceae
Exons: 2
Coding region: 1-699 (232 amino acids)
Source: RefSeq, a predicted model, not a curated record
AUGGAUUCUAUAUCAGAACCUACCACUUUUGCACAAGCUUCUACUCAUCCAGGAUGGCAGAAAGCUAUGCAAGAAGAAAUUGCUGCUCUUGAGCAGAACCAUACCUGGGAUGUAGUAGAUCUACCACCAGAGUUUGAUUACUCUGGAGCAGCUGUCACUUCUCUACUUGAUCUAUCAUGCAAAUUGCACGCAAAUGUUGGCCCUUUCUUAGCAGACCCUACUGGGUAUCGUCAUCUAGUUGGCAAACUCAAAUUUUUAACCAACACAAGGCCGGAUUUGUGUUUUGCUGUUCUUUCUCUCAGUCAAUACAUGCAGCACCCUUGUACAUCUCAUUUCUCAGCUGCCAUGCGUGUUCUACGCUAUUUAAGUCGAGAUCCAGGCCAGGGGAUUCUUCUCUCCUCAAGACCCUCAUUUGAUUUACUAGCUUUCUGCGACGCGGAUUGGGCAUCUUGGAAAGAAUAUCGCCGGUCUGUGAGUGGCUUCUUCAUCACACUUGGGGGAGCACCAAUUUCAUGGAAGUCUAAAAAGCAGGUCUCUGUUUCCCUUUCCUCUAUUGAGGUAGAGUACCGUUCAAUGAGACGCGUUACAGCUAAAAUCAUAUGGCUAGUUCGUCUCCUUGAUGAUCUUUCAUCUUCACCACCUCUUCAUGUUCCAAUUCACUCCGACAGUCAAGCCGCCAUACAUAUUGCUCGUAACUAG